This is a messenger RNA of Zonotrichia albicollis (white-throated sparrow), 635 nucleotides long. Its product is annotated as phospholipase A2. Gene Ontology annotation, molecular function: phospholipid binding; calcium ion binding. Lineage: Eukaryota; Metazoa; Chordata; Aves; Passeriformes; Passerellidae. The record is from RefSeq and is a predicted model, not a curated record. Gene Ontology annotation, biological process: arachidonate secretion; lipid catabolic process; phospholipid metabolic process.
UAUAAAGCCCGGGGCAGCAGCCCGGCAGGCUUGUUCAGCACAACCACACCUCGGCUCACCUGGCAGCACGGCCAGGCGCUGAUCCCCGGAGUACCCGAGCGUGGGAGCGAUCUGCCCAUGGGCCCCCGCCGGCUGCUGCUUCUGGCGCUGCUUCAGGCAGUUUGGAAAGGCACCCUGGGAAAGUCCCAUUCACUGCACACUCGAGGAAUCAUUGAACUGGCUGGAGCCAUAACGUGUGGCACUGGACGGUCUCCCUUGGCAUAUAUUGGCUAUGGGUGCUACUGUGGACUGGGAGGACGAGGCUGGCCUAAAGAUAAAACAGACUGGUGCUGCCACAGGCAUGACUGCUGCUAUGACACGGCAGAGAAGGAAGGCUGCAACCCCAAGGUGCAGCGCUACCAGUGGGCGUGUGAGCAGAACACCGUGCGGUGCGAUAACCUGACAGACCGAUGUGAAAAAAUGGUGUGCUUGUGUGACCAAGAAGCAGCCAAGUGCUGGGGAGCAGCCCCAUACAAUCCUCACUUCAUCCUCUGGCCAGACUUUUUAUGUGGACAGACGCAUCCCACCUGCCAUGUCAGAUAUGGGGGGCCAGAAUAGUCUUUUUAGGACCUUUCUUCAAACAAUUUGAACUUGAA